Magnolia sinica is the source of this 2271-nucleotide messenger RNA. RefSeq names its product pentatricopeptide repeat-containing protein At1g08070, chloroplastic-like. The record is from RefSeq and is a predicted model, not a curated record. The coding region runs from base 150 to 2120 and encodes 656 amino acids. NCBI's taxonomy places the organism in Eukaryota, Viridiplantae, Streptophyta, Magnoliopsida, Magnoliales, Magnoliaceae. Gene Ontology annotation, biological process: RNA modification. The transcript has a single exon. Gene Ontology annotation, molecular function: RNA binding; zinc ion binding; protein binding.
UGUGCCACGUGUAUGAUACAAGACUAGGCGCACGAACAUACCGUGCACCUAAGGGCACUGGAUCAGCUCCUAACUUCAAAAUUCGGUUUCUGACCGUUUCAGUUUAUCGUCAAGCCUUGAAAUUCUGUUAAAGAACAAACCAGCCACUCAUGUCCGUACAACCACAUCAGCGUGCAGAUAUUGCAAUCCAAAAGCAUAGAGAAAUACCCAAAUCCAAUCUCAUUCCUUUUCAGAAAUCCAAAUUAGAAUUUCACCUAAUCCGAUUUUCCGCCACCACCAAACACCACUCUCUUUCCUCGAAACCAGAAUCAUGGAAUCUCCUGAUCAGAGAAUAUUCACAAAGCAGAACUCCCAAAGACUCCAUCCUCUUAUUUCAUCAGCUUCUAAUUGACGGUUUUUUUGUUCCAAAUCAUCUAACCUUCCCCUCGUUAUUUGAUGCUUGCCGUCGAAUUCGAGCAAUUGAAGAAGGUAGGCAGCUGCAUUCACAGGCGAUUAAAGUUGGAUUGAAUGCUGAUGUUUUUGUCCAAAGGGCUCUUGUUCGGUUGUAUGCAAGAUGUGGCUGCUGCGAUGAUGCUUCGAGGGUGUUUGAUCGGUGUCCCGACCCAGGUAUCGUUUCCCAAAAUGAUUUGAUUAGUGGAUAUUUAAGAAUUGGAGAGAUGCGGUAUGCCCGACGGGUUUUUGAUGGAAUGGAUGAGAAGAAUGUGGUUUCUUGGAGUGUUAUGGUUGAUGGAUAUGCGAAGAAUGGGGAAGUUGAGAUUGCUCAGGAACUGUUCAAUGAAAUGCCUGAGAGGAACUCAUUUUCAUGGAAUUCGAUAAUGGGUGGGUAUUUGAGAUGUGGGUGUGUGGAAGAAGCUCGUCAUCUUUUUGAUCGGAUGCCGGAGAGAGAUGUCGUCACGUGGACAGUUAUGAUUUCAGGUUAUGCCCAGAAUUGCUUAUUUAGGGAGGCUCUGGAGACAUUCUUGCAAAUGCAGAUUGCCGGUCUGGAGCCAAACAGGAUCACGCUUGUGAGUGUUCUUCCAGCCAUAGCUCAAUUGGGUGCACUUACACAAGGACGGUGGAUUCAUGCCUACAUAGACAAGAGAGGGAUAGAGUUGGAUGGUGUUCUUGGAUCAGCUCUUGUGGAUAUGUACUCAAAAUGCGGGUGCAUAGAAGAAGCUCUUGAUGUGUUUGAGAAGCUCACAUGGAAGGAAUUAUCUUCUUGGAAUUCAAUCAUUGGAGGCCUCGCGGCUCACGGCCUUGGCAAAGAUGCCCUCCAUGUUUUCUCGAGGAUGCGGGAGGACUCUUCGAUGGUCCCCAACGAUAUAACUUUUGUCGGUGUUCUAAGUGCUUGUAGCCAUGCAGGGUUGGUGGAAGAGGGUCGAAUGGCCUUCAAUCUUCUUACGGAUUUUUAUAAGAUGGCUCCGAAUGUUAGGCACUACGGAUGUAUGGUUGAUCUUCUAGGACGGGCGGGGCACUUGGAAGAGGCACGAGAGCUUAUAGAAAACAUGCCUGUCGAGAGUAACUCUGUCAUAUGGAAGACUCUACUUGGUGCUUGUAGAAUUCAUAAGAAUGUUGAGCUGGCCGAGCAUAUAUCAAGAGUUGCGACUGAAAUGGGGGAUCAAGAUAGCGGUUUUUAUGCACUUGUGUCCAAUAUUUUCUCUGAGGCAGGACGAUUGAAUGACGCUGGUAAGAUGAGAAGAAAGAUGAAUGAUUUGAAGGUGAAAAAGGUUGCUGGUUGCAGUUCGGUAGAGGUGGGUGGUGUUGUUCAUGAGUUCCUGAUGGGCGGAGAGAAUUUCCAUGCUGAAAGUGAAGCGAUCUGUUCAAUGGUAGAUGAGAUGGAGAGACGGAUGGGGCAGGGAGGUUACCGAACAAAUGCAUCCAAGGUGUCGAUUUGUGCAGGACAGGAAGAGGAGAGGCCCCGAAUGGGUCACCAUAGUGAGAAACUGGCGAUUGCGUUUGGACUUAUUAAGACUAGUCGCAGAACACCAAUUCGGGUGAUGAAGAACCUUCGAGUUUGCGAUGACUGCCACACUGCGACAAAGCUCAUAUCCAAGAUCUACGAUCGAGAAAUAAUAGUGAGGGAUCAGAGUCGCUUUCAUCGUUUCAAGAAUGGGACAUGCUCUUGUGCAGAUUAUUGGUGAACUUUGAGAUAUUUAUGCAAUUUUCAGGUAGAAGAGCAUUGAAACUAAUAGGCUCUUUUCAUAAAAAUAUAAGAAUAUGUUCGAUGCACAGAGCAUGUUAGAAAACAGACUAGCAUUUGAGAUGAAAUUACAUUCAUUUUUGUAGGGAGAA